Anthostomella pinea is the source of this 1113-nucleotide messenger RNA. Lineage: Eukaryota; Fungi; Ascomycota; Sordariomycetes; Xylariales; Xylariaceae. The record is from the annotation of a GenBank genome assembly.
AUGGAGCAGAUCACUGGAAAGCUAUCCUCUCUCAUGAACGGGACGAAAGACCAAGCAAAGAAGCUAGAGACGGUAGAGCUCCCACCUGGAAAGCCUGGAGCACCCUACGUGAUCUCUUCGCAAGACGGCGAGAUCAUCUACAUACCACUCUCCAAAUCAGCGACUCGACUCCUAAUCACUGGAAAGGAGACAGAAGAUGCCUUCUGUGUGGUAGCCAGUGGCGGGAGCCAAGGCGAUCCAAUAGGUUUCCACUACCAUCGCGAAGCACACGAUGUCUUCCUGUGUUUGCAAGGGAAUAUCAAUGUCUGGGCCGGCGAGAAGUGUCGAACGAUGGGGGCUGGUGACUUUGCGAGCUUACCUCCUGGUACCAUCCAUCAGUACCAAGUCCUGGGAGCUCACGCCGAGAUGGUCGGCUUGAUAGUGCCAGGAGGUUGGGAGGAGUUCUUCCGCUUCAUUGGCGAGCCUUAUUCGGGACCAAUGUGGCCAAUGGACGAUAACCGGAACUUCCUCGAAGUCCUACUGCCCAAGCUCAAAGCGGCAGCAGAACAAUAUGACAUGGUACCUUGUCCACAGCAGGAGCACUUCGAGCCGCAAGAGUGGCAAGCAGACGAGAACCAGCUUCCAGGUAGUCCGCAGCCAUACUUCCUCAAGAACGCAUCCGGCCCGGCUUAUGAAGUGGGAGGCACGGUAUGUCGACCAAUCAUCACCACCGCCGAGUCCCACGGCAAAUUCGCAAUCGGUAGCAUUGAAGGUUCGUCUCAACACCACAAGCACGGCAUCUUCGCGAAAGAAGUCCAAUGUCUCCGGUUCGACAAUGUACAUCAUGCGUUUUACGUCGUCCAAGGGAGCGUCGAAUUCCAUCUUGACUCGUCUUCGCCGUCGAAGCUGGCCGCUGGUGAGGUCAUUUAUAUACCCAAAGGGACAGCUUUCCGCUACAAGAUGGCGUCUAGGCAUAACAAGGUGUACGCUUUCGCGAACGGAGGAGGCUUGAUCGAGGUGCUUUCCAAGCUUGGCAAAGAGCACAAGUCUCCUAUACUGCCAGAGAAGGCGGAAGAUGCCAAUGUCGGUGCCUUCAAAACGUUGCAGCCCGAAUUCGGAUUCUCCUUUUCGUAG